UUUCCACUUCUCCGUGCGUCGGUUGCUCGCGCUGACGGUGUUUUCAAGGAGCAUACAGGCAACAUGGAAGCAUAAAAGGAGAAAAGAAUAACAAAAAGCCAUUAGAAUCCGUAGCUGGUACCAAGGGUACAUUUUCAAAGUCGCAGAAAUCGAUAUUAAAUGAAACAAAUAUUCGCGAGCUGGCCCGCAAAGUGCAUUCGCGUCUUUAUUGCGUUCAAAGUGCGAUUUUAUCCUAGUUUUUUUCAUACAUUUCGACGCGAGUGCUGUGCAACGAAAAGGAAUACGUAGAAAUCGUCUUCUUUUUUGCUUGCUUCCAUCUUUUUUUUUUCGUUUUUCUUUUUUUUUUUUUGUCAAAAAUUCGCGAGUGUCCCCGAAGGAGAAGGCCAACAUAAAAACGAGGCAAAAGGAACGGAACAGCGGAACGGCAGCGCAAUAAGAUUUUAACCCGCACACGUUACCUUCAAGGAGUCAGUAGUUAUAGUGUUAGUCGGAGAUCAUGGAAGCUGGUAAUAUAUGGCCAAGAAAGGAAAAGGAGUCCCUCUCAGAUUAAAUACGAGUUUCGGAUUCUCCUGAUAGAGGUUUAACCCCAGGAGAAUCAAACGGGAGUCAAUCAUGAAACAUUCAAAUAUUUCCAUACACAAGGACAUGAUGGAAUUCGGAUAACUGCUAGCAAACGAUACGAAAUUAGAGAUUAAAUUAUCCCUUUUAGCGGCUAAAAAAGGACGUUAAGAAAUCAUGAAACAAAGAUAUAUAUACAUCCAGGCAGCGAAACCACGUAAAUGAUAUCACACUUACAAACGCAGCGACUCUGAAGCUCUUCUAGGACCCCUUUCCCCCCUACUAUACACGGAAUAUAGCCAGAAAGAGGAGCAGGCCGAUAGGGCCAGUGAGGCAGCGAAGCCGCAACUCUUGCGGGCACGGCGGCCAUGGAACCGCCCGGCGGAGUGCCGCCGGAUAGGGAUAGGCAGCUAGUGCUCAGGAAUCCCUCGUCGGCUCUCGUCCCCGUGGUUGUUUCCGCUCCGGUUGCCUCCGGGCCAACUGCGGCAGCUGCUCCCAACCCGACGCCGCAGCAGCAGCCGCCGCCGCCGCUGUCGUCGUCGCAGUAUGCCAAGCCAACCAGUCUCAAUCUUCAGCCGCAUACCGUGCUCCAGGCAAUGCAACAGUUGUCACCAUCGGCCGCUGGCAACAACAAUGCAUCUGCAGCCGCAGCUGGGACGGCCGCCACGAGCAGCAGCAGCGGAAAUGCCAACAGUGGCAACAGUCCCGCCCUGGCGUCCACCGCCACGGCCAUAUCCGCCACAACGCAGGCGGCUACGGCCUUUAGCGGCAGUUCCGUAGGCCACCAUCACUUGCAGCACCACCAGCAUCCCCAGCAUACACAUCUUCAGCAUCCCCAACAGCCCCACGCAGUAGGAGGAGGGACUGCCACUGCACCAAGCACUGCGUCACUACAUCAGCAUCACGGCUCCAUAUCCGGAACUGGAACAGGCGUUGGACUCAUCGGUUCCGGUGGUGGCAGUGGCAAUCAACAGCAGACUAUUGAGAAGCUGUCGCGUCCCAUGGCCUUUGAUAAGAUGGAAAUGCUGGUACGUGAGAUGCAGGAUCAGGAGCAUGGUGUUCCCGUGCGGCAGCAGAAAAUGUUCCUGACCUCCAUACCCUAUGCGUUCAUGGGAUACGAUCUUAUUGAAUGGCUGAUGGAUCGCCUGCAGAUCGAGGAGUCGGAGGCUCUUAACAUAGCCAACCAGCUGUGCCUGCACGGCUACUUCUUUCCUGUCAACGACUCAAAGACGCUGACCGUGAAGGACGACUCGUCGCUGUACCGUUUCCAGACUCCCUACUACUGGCCAUGGCAGCACAAGGCGCCGGACAAUGUGGAGUAUGCCAUCUAUUUGGCCAAGCGAUCGCUCCGCAACAAGCAGCGGCACGCUCUGGAGGACUACGAGGCAGAGGCACUGGCCUCGCUGCACAAAAACCUCAAAGGCAAGUGGGACUUCAUCUCUAUGCAGGCCGAGGAGCAGGUGCGCCUGGCCAAGGAGCGCAAGAAGGGUGACAAGAUUGUUGGGGACUCGCAGGAGCGAGCCUACUGGCGUGUCCACCGUCCACCGCCUGGCCAGUUCACACCCCUGGAGCCCUGUCCAGUGCCGUCGCGCGACCGACAGGGCCUCAAGCCGAACAAAAAAAAGACUGUCGAGGAUAUGCAGCGCGACGUUGACUAUCUGGGCAAAUCGCUAAACCGGACGCGGAUGAAGAUGUCGCAGGCCUGCGAAUCUCUUGUCUGCUACUCGGAAACCUUCACCGAGUACGACUUCUUCCUGCAGCCGGCUCUGCCCUCCAAUCCCUGGGUCACCGAAGAUGUGGCCUUCUGGCAGCUGAACAACACCUUCGUGGAGAUACCCACUGAGAAGAGGGUCAAGCGCUGGGCCAUUUCGAUCGAGGAGCUCGUGUCAGAUCCGACGGGUCUGCAGGAGUUCACAGGAUUCCUGGAGAAGGAGUAUUCGCACGAGAACAUACGCUUUUGGAUAGCCGUCAACCGUUUACGCCGGUCCGCUCACUCCCAGGUGGCGCGAAAAGUUAACGAAAUCUAUGAAGAGUUUUUAAAGCCCGGAGCGCCAUGUGAGAUAAACAUCGACGGCAAGACGAUGGAGAGUGUUCUGCGGGGGCUGAAGAACCCCUCACGCUUCACCUUUGAUUCGGCGUCCGAGCAUAUAUACAUGCUGCUGCUGAAAAAGGACUGCUAUCCCCGAUUCAUCCGGUCGGAGCACUACAAGCGUCUGCUGGACACUGGCAUUCAGCCGUCGUACAAGAAGCGUUUCUUCAACUUUGGCGGCGUGAGUGGAGCCAAGAAGAAGAUGACUGCUGCACUGUCCAGCCAGCCCACUGGGGAUGCGGCUAAGGGAUCUUCCGGUGGCGGCGGCUCUGGCAGCUGCUCCAUGAUGCAGGCCCCGCCGCCCGGUAAUUUGGCACGGCGCCGUGGUAGCGAUCGCAGUCUGACCGGCUCGGCCCACGAACUGGCCGUGAUUGGGGUGAACAAGGACGCCGGCUCCAAGGUACCGCACUCUCAUUCCCAGAGUAAUCUCAGCGAAAUUCCGUUUAGUAGCGAUUCGAUUUAUCGGGGCGAUAUGCCACAGCGCCACAUGGCGGUCAUGGAUAUUGGGAUAUAUGCGGCCUACGGGAAUCGCGAAAGUAGUUUGCAGGCAGUUCCAGAAACGCCAAAAACGAAGUCCACCGUUCUGGAGGCAGCAGAGUCCACGUCGUCAUCGACCGCCUUGGUGCUAGCCAGUAGCGCUGUCUGCCCCUGGGACGAGCCAGCUGAGCCCACGGUCCCGGCGGCUCCGGUGAAGUUAUCCGUGUGCCCCUGGGAGGUAGACAAUGUAGCAGAUCCGCCAGCAACCGCAACAACGGUAGUGGUAACAACGGGCUCGUCGAAGAUCUCGUGUUCCGGCACACAGCCGCAACGGUUAAAUAGCACUUCCUCGGACAACAGCGACGUAAACGACCGCCUGCAGAGAAAUCUGGGCAUCCGCCACCAGAAUACCGUGGACAGCGGCGAGACAAGCAUAAAGCGUCUGGUCCGCUUCACCGAGCAGCGCCGGGCGUCGGUAUCAUUUACUCCUAGUCGUACUCCGGAUUUCCAGUUGGGGCGCACUCCAACGACAACAUCCUCCUCUUCGAUCGUGGCUAACCAGAGCGUGAGCGUGGUCGCCAGCAAUUCCACUCCACUUCAGGCUCGCAGUGCCUGUGGCAGCGGUAGCGUCAUUGCCAAGGAUCCACCAUCUGGCUCGGAUGUGGACCCCGUAGAGCUUGAGGAGGAGCUCAACAAGUUGUCCCUUGGCGAACGAAAUAGCGAAUCUUCGGCAUCGGAGCUGCCACUCGUAGUAGUACCCACCCCAACGCAUACCCCGCCGCCCAUAACCAAGAUAACGCCACCGCCGGGAGAGGGAAGCAGCAGCAGCAGCCAGGUAGGCUCUGUGGCGAAUUGCCUGGGAACCGCGGAGUCCGCAGAGGCCGGCUCCACGCCACCUCAGGAGGCCCAGGCAACUGGGACUCUAGUCAAGGAGGUACAGAUCGAGUUGAUCGAGUCGCAAACGUAUGAGCCUGGAGGCGGUGUCCAAUCAGAAGAAGCACCAGCAGCAGCUGGUCCGCCCACCAUCAAAGUCCUGGAGCUAGAGGUAAUUACUCCGGUAUCUUGUGAGCCCACUGAUCCGGGCCAGGAGCCAAAGACAGAGACAACCACCGAAGAACCCCUGUUGGCUGACGAAACAGAAAGAGACAUUGUUCUAACCGCCGAGGGGCGAAGGGGCGAAAUAGAGCCGGUAUUAGAGGAGCUUUCACCCACCACAGACGAGUACCAGGAAGGACUCCAGUUUGGUAGCGAUACCAAGGACGUGGUCGAUGACUACGAUAGUAUAGAUGCCGACCUACAGCUCGGUUACAUACCUCCAGCACCCACCCCGGCUCCCUCCAUGGCACCCCUGGCCGAAUUGGACGUAGACACGGUGGACGAUGAGCCCUGCGAUUCUGGCAGAGAACCAGUGGUGUCCGCUACGGCAACGCCCACAUCCAGCAACGAAGAGGCGCGCAAGCGUCGCAAGAAACGAAACUCAGAAGGGAAGAGGCUCGGCGGCUCGCAGGACGACAAGGAAAAGGAUAAGGACAAGGCCGGCGGAAGCAGCAUCGGUGCCGCCGAUCACAAUGCGGUGUGUCCCUGGGAAGAUGAAAACGUGAGCACCAACGACGGCACCUUCGUGAAGACAUACGCCACACUGGGAUACUUAUGAAUAAAACCAAAUCUGUUCAAGACGGUGGUCAACAAGUUGCUGAAAAGGAAGUCAUACAAGAAGUAGGGCCUGGGUAGCUAAGUCUAUUCCGCGGACGCGGAAUAACUAUUAUAGAAAGUGCAUGCACGAGAGCAUAUAUUACGUAUGUAAGUGUAAGUAAUUCAAUAAUUGAGUGUAUAUGUAAAUGUUAAAGCUUCUCAUGUUCUUGAAACCACACAACCACAACCACAGAACAAAAGCAAAGCCCCGGCAAAGUGGUUCAUUGCUGAAAUUUCAAAUAAUGAAUUGAUGAAAUGGCUACAGAAAUUAAAUACUUUAUCUACAAGCAUAAAUAAUAUACAAAUCAAACGAGAGUGGCCAGGAUGUGACAGAAAUGCGAGGAUGCAGGAGGCCGCUUUCUGAUCAGUUGUAAAAAUGGAGCUUAGAUUCGGAGACAGAAAUAUUUAAUGUAUACAAUGUAUAUGAAGUUUUAAGCAUGAUUAUGAAGACCCAUAUAGUCCUGUCCUAUGUUCAAGUUAUGUAUUCGUAACCUAGAUCAGCAGUAAAGAGCCCCAGAAUGUGUCAAGUUGGGUCUGGCACACAAAGCCAUGGAACACAUUUUCCUGCAUUUAAUUCUCUGCUUGUCAAAGGCCAUCAGGGUUAUGCUUUUCAAUAUGUGUUUUGUGUGUCCGACCUCAAGGAAUCGUCAUUUUAUUAUUUAACUUUAUUAUAUAUUUGUCUUGCCGUGCCUUUAGCUAGAAAUACCUGCGACUGGCUGAAGUAUAUACUUUUAUUAUAUUAAACACUUAGUGCCCAGUGAUCCCUUUGUUGAUUGAACUUGAUAUAUAAAGUAGAAGUACGAAACGUUAAACCGCACAAAUUGAACUGAAUUUCACACUAAAGUUAAAAAAGAGUACAGUUGACUUCGGUGAAUUUGCAUGCAUACUCAUUGAGCGAGAAAGCUCUUAUCCUUUCCUUAAUGUCCUAAAUGCACAAGUGGCUGCGCAACCAUUCUCUAGAUUGAGCUAUAUUAUUAGUAUAUUUUAUUAUUUAUAACACAAACCAAUGGAAAUCAGUUUCAUUUCCCGCGUACAUGAAACAACUCACGAGCCCCAAACAUAUGUGCAGGGCAAAUGAAGCUACUAUUUCCUAGAGGUCUAUGUUUAUGUUAAAUUCAAUUUCAAAGCACAGAAGAACUCUCAACUAUCCAAGAUCCCGGCUGAACUCCAGUCUGUUGUUUUCUAUGCAAAUCUAGGGGCUGUUUAAGUUUGUUUUAGGCAAGUUUAGGGAUAUUUCCGGUUGUACGUUUGCGCAACUACUUGUCAGUUUUGAAUAGUAGUAGAAUUUCUCUAAACUCUCCACUCUUAACUCUAUGUGACUAGACAAACAAUCGCAGAAAUCGAGCUAUGCUGUAUAACAUUAACGAAGGAAGGAAGAAGCUAAUGAAAGCCCACAUCUAUCUGUCGGUGAUGAGGCCCAACGUAGAUCUUUGAGAUCACACAACUGUUCCAUUCGAUCGAAGAGAUACAAAAAAGCCACAACACCGAUUAAGCAAAUCAAAUUCAAAUGAAAUCCUGGUUGUUUGCGAGUAAUACCUUUCUACGAAUCGAAGGAAAAUAACUUAUCAAAAAACAAAACAAAACUAUUAGGUUUAAGAAUCUAAGAAUAUUUCUAUUUUCAUUGUGCAUACGAGUAUGAAUUAGCUAUUUACUGUCAAAGCCCAUUUUGCUGGUAAACAAUCUUUAUAUGGGAUACCGAUAUCUGCAUUAUCUUUGUGCUUUCUAUAUGCUGUAAUACAUUUUUCAACUACUUCAAUUAACUAAAACCAAAAAAUGAACUAAACAACUAAAGAGCUAAGCAACUAAAAA
This is a messenger RNA of Drosophila serrata, 6625 nucleotides long. RefSeq lists its product as uncharacterized. The record is from RefSeq and is a predicted model, not a curated record. Lineage: Eukaryota; Metazoa; Arthropoda; Insecta; Diptera; Drosophilidae. Gene Ontology annotation, biological process: G protein-coupled receptor signaling pathway; positive regulation of GTPase activity; intracellular signal transduction. Gene Ontology annotation, molecular function: GTPase activator activity. Gene Ontology annotation, cellular component: cytoplasm; plasma membrane; neuron projection.